AUGUCAACCAAAUUACAUUCAACAGGAGUCGUUUUGGGAUACAGAAGAUCAAAGGCCACCCAAUACCCAAACAUUUCUUUGGUCAAGAUUGAAGGUGUUGCCACCCGUGAAGACUCAACUUUCUACAUUGGAAAGCGUGUUUGUCUCGCUCGUCGUGUCAAGAAGUCCCCAAAGAACCCAUCAGGACACAAGCUCAUCUGGGGUAAGAUCUCCAAGUCACACGGUAGCUCUGGUGUCGUCCAAGCUCGUUUCCCAAGAAACUUGCCACCAAAGGCUAUGGGUGCCAAGGUUAGAGUUAUGUUGUUCCCAUCUGCCAUCUAA
This is a messenger RNA of Heterostelium album PN500, 321 nucleotides long. RefSeq names its product eL33 family ribosomal protein (gene rpl35a). The transcript is spliced from 2 exons. Gene Ontology annotation, molecular function: structural constituent of ribosome. The record is from RefSeq and is a predicted model, not a curated record. NCBI's taxonomy places the organism in Eukaryota, Evosea, Eumycetozoa, Acytosteliales, Acytosteliaceae. The coding region runs from base 1 to 321 and encodes 106 amino acids. Gene Ontology annotation, biological process: cytoplasmic translation; ribosomal large subunit biogenesis. Gene Ontology annotation, cellular component: cytosolic large ribosomal subunit; ribosome.